CUGCAGCCUUUCAGAUUGGCAGGUCCUCUUCACCAAUGUCUUCCCAAUGCAUCAGGUUUUUUAACCCCAGACUGAUCCAUGAGACGGCGUUAUCAUGAGCUCCAGGGAUGAUGAUAGUGUUUUUGAUGGGCUGAUGGAGGAAGAGGGGAAAGAUAAGGCCAAAAGAGUUUCGAGAAAUAAGUCUGAGAAGAAAAGACGAGACCAGUUCAAUGUCCUCAUUAAAGAACUUGGCACCAUGUUGCCUGGAAACACACGCAAGAUGGACAAGACAACAAUUUUGCAGACAAGCAUAGACCACCUGCGCAAGCACAAAGAAAGUGCUGCACAGUCUGAGUCGAGCGAGAUCAAGCAGGAUUGGAAACCCCCGUUUCUUAGCAAUGAGGAGUUUACACAGCUGAUGCUAGAGGCACUGGAUGGGUUCUUCAUAGUGAUGCUGACAGACGGCAACAUCAUUUACAUCUCAGAAAGCAUAACCUCCCUGCUUGAGCAUCUGCCUUCGGACCUGGUGGAUCAGAAUCUUUUGAAUUUUCUUCCAUUGGGGGAACAUGACGAGGUGUAUAAAGCGCUGUCGUCACACCCGGACAUUGAAAACCUCAACUCUGAUAACCUCAAAGCCAAGAGCCAGUUGGAGUUUUGUUGUCAUAUUCUCAGAGGUUCUGUGGAUCCCAAGAAACCGCCAGUGUAUGAAUAUGUCAAGUUUAUUGGCAACUUUAAGUCCCUCAUCAACAUGCCCCUUACAACCCGAAAUGGCCUUGAGGGGAUUUUGCAGCAAUCAUUGCAGCCAGCCUUCGAUGAUAAAGUCUGCUUUAUUGCGACUGUGAGGCUCGCCAAACCCCAGUUCAUCAAAGAGAUGUGCAUGGUGGAGGAGCCCAACGUAGAAUUCACGUCUCGACAUAGUCUGGAGUGGAAGUUCCUCUUAUUAGAUCACAGAGCACCUCCUAUCAUUGGCUAUAUGCCCUUUGAGGUGUUGGGAACAUCAGGCUAUGACUAUUAUCACGUAGACGACUUGCAUUUACUAGCCAAAUGCCAUGAGCAUUUAAUGCAGUUUGGAAAAGGGAAAUCUUGCUAUUAUCGCUUUUUAACUAAAGGGCAGCAGUGGAUUUGGCUCCAGACUAGCUACUACAUCACCUAUCACCAGUGGAACUCGCGACCAGAGUUUAUCGUGUGCACACACACCGUUGUGAGUUACGCCGAGGUGCGAGCAGAGCAGAGGAGAGAGAUGGGUAUAGAAGAAUCUCCCCCUGAGCUGACCGGAGACAAGCAGUGUCAGAUUCCUGGCUCUGAAGCACAGUUGAACUCGUCCAGACUGAAGGAGGUUCUGGAGCGUUUCAGUAACAGUCGCUCACCCUCCACCUCCUCGAGGAGCUCCCACAAGUCCUCGCACACCGCCCUCUCUGACAGCACCUCGACUCCCUCUAAACUACAGAUGGAUGUGAGCACUCCACCCCGGCCCGUCACUGUUGAUAUGGUAUCCCAACGUCGUUCCUCUGUCAGCACCCAGUCCGUGAGUUCUCAAAACACAAAUCUGACCGGAUCUCCGAUCCAAACCAGCCAACAACAACCACCUCAGGCACAGCAGCAGGUUCAACCUAACACCCUUUUCUCUGCGCAGUUGAACGCAAUGCAGCACCUGAAAGAUCAGUUGGAGCAGAGGACGCGCAUGAUCGAAGCUAACAUUCAGAAACAGCAGGAGGAACUGAGGCAGAUUCAUGAGCAGCUCCAGAGAGUGCAGGGACAAGGCACUCAGAUGAUACUGCAGCAGUCGGGUGGUGGACUGAACUUACAGUUGCCGCAAGCUGGAGGAGCACAGACUAACAUUUUAGGGCUGGGAGCACAGACUGGGGUUGUAACUAUACAGGGUCAAAAUGUGACGAGUACAGCACAGAGUGGAACUGUCCUACAGCAUCAGCAGCAGAAUGUACAGGGCUCUUCUGUUACACAGCCUGGUCCUGUAUAUAAUACCAUGAUGAUCAGCCAGCCUGCCAAUGCCAGUGUUGUGCAGAUACCCAGCAGUCUGGCACCAAAAAUCAGUCAGGGUAAUGCAAUAAACAGGUUUCCUGCCGGGCAGCAGUUGGUCACUAAGAUUGUGACGGCUCCGAUGGCGUGUGGUGCUGUCAUGGUACCGACAACAAUGUUUAUGGGUCAGGUGGUGACCGCUUACAGCCCGUUUGCUCAGCAACAAGGCCAGACACAGACCAUAGCACUGCAGACUCAGUCAACAGUGCCUGCAGAACAACAGGCUCAAGCUGCCACAUUACAGUCGAGUCAACAGCAGGGGGCGAUGCAGCAGCAGCCGUUUUUACAGAGCACACACCUUCUUCAUGGCAACCAGUCCACACAACUGAUCCUGCAGGCUUUCCCUAUUCAGCAGCAAGGUACAUUUCCUCCAUCACAACAACAACAACAGCAGCAACUAAAACCACUGACUCAGAAACGGCAGAAAUCACCCCCCUCUCUUCAGACGGACAGCGCUAGUGCCCAAUCUAAGUAACAUGGAUGAACACAACAGCCAGUUAGAUGGAGGAGCCAUCUAUAAUAUUCGCUUCUAGGAUUUUAUUGGUGCAUUAUAUAAUUGGAAAGCUCUAUGCUAAAACAGCUCUUUCUGGCAGCAUUCCUGGAAGCUUUUAUGACAAGGAACUCCCUCAACAUGGCAGCUGCGUGGAACACAACACCACCAGAUGGACUCUGUGGCAACCGUACGGAGCCUUUCACCCAACCAACAGGUGGUUGCCAAACUCAUUAUUUAUUUCAACAACCGAGAGCAUAGGAUUGCUAGCCUUUGCAUGGUCUUUGCCAAACGGAAAACCCUGUUCUCAGUCUUUCACUGAAAACAGCCCAAAGAACUGUGUUUAUCUGUACAGUCCUGUGUACUGUAAAAUGUAAAAACGCAACCGUAAAGAAACAAAACAAGAUACUGAAUAUUUGAUAUGCUGCAUGAAAAGUGUAAACUUUCAUUUGUUAUUUCUGUUUUAUGAUAUACAUUUAAGUAUUAUUUUAAUUUUAAGAUUUUUAUAUUGUGCAUAUAGUGAUGCUUUCCAUGUUUAACCCUUACACGACAGUGGUCUCUUCAUGUAUAGUUAGUGUGCUGCAUGUAUAGAUAGUUUGUUCUGGAGGUUAUUCUGAGGCAUUCGUUUUUUGGGAUAUCGUUAUACCCCUUGUCUCUGACGUACAAAAAAAAUACAAA
Carassius carassius (crucian carp) is the source of this 3184-nucleotide messenger RNA. It is a transcript of the gene clockb, whose product is annotated as clock circadian regulator b. The coding region runs from base 95 to 2491 and encodes 798 amino acids. Gene Ontology annotation, cellular component: CLOCK-BMAL transcription complex; cytoplasm; nucleus. NCBI's taxonomy places the organism in Eukaryota, Metazoa, Chordata, Actinopteri, Cypriniformes, Cyprinidae. The transcript is spliced from 20 exons. The record is from RefSeq and is a predicted model, not a curated record. Gene Ontology annotation, biological process: circadian regulation of gene expression; regulation of transcription by RNA polymerase II. Gene Ontology annotation, molecular function: E-box binding; DNA-binding transcription factor activity, RNA polymerase II-specific; protein dimerization activity.